This is a messenger RNA of Pelodiscus sinensis (Chinese soft-shelled turtle), 4806 nucleotides long. RefSeq names its product solute carrier family 45 member 2 (gene SLC45A2). Gene Ontology annotation, biological process: transmembrane transport. The record is from RefSeq and is a predicted model, not a curated record. Gene Ontology annotation, cellular component: membrane. Gene Ontology annotation, molecular function: sucrose:proton symporter activity. Lineage: Eukaryota; Metazoa; Chordata; Testudines; Trionychidae.
GGCAGGAAAGUAAGUGAGCCCCUCCUCCACCCUAGACCUUUCCCUCUGUGCAUGUGAGCCAGGCUCCCUUUCAUCCAGAGUCAGAACAAACUUCCUCUGAGCCACUUACAGGAACUUCAGGCAUAGCUAAUCCAAUGACUUUAACGAAACAGGAUUUCAGUGGGGGACUUCUGCCACCCUCUGAGCUGGGCACUGCUGGCACAGACCACAGCAGAGGGAAAGAAAAGGCAAUGUUGGAAUCUUUUGCAGGAGGAGACCCCUUUGGAUCAGUGGAGCCUGAAAAAAAGCCCACUGGAAGGCUGAUUAUGCACAGUAUGGCCAUGCUUGGUCGAGAAUUCUGCUAUGCAGUGGAGGCUGCCUUUGUCACCCCGGUACUGCUCAGUGUGGGGCUGCCCAAGAGCCUCUACAGCUUGGUGUGGCUCAUCAGCCCCAUCCUGGGCUUUGUGCUGCAGCCAGUGGUGGGAUCCGCCAGUGACCACUGUACCUCGGGCUGGGGCAAGCGCCGCCCUUACAUCCUGGCUCUGGGCAUCAUGAUGCUGCUGGGCAUGGCCCUGUACCUCAAUGGAGACAUGAUGGUCUCAGCUUUGAUCCCUGAGCGAGGCAAGCAGCAGACCUGGGCUAUAGUCAUAACUAUGCUGGGAGUAGUGCUCUUUGACUUUGCAGCUGACUUUAUUGAUGGUCCCAUCAAAGCAUAUCUAUUUGACGUUUGCUCUCAUCAGGAUAAAGAAAAAGGUCUUCAUUACCAUGCUCUCCUCACAGGUCUGGGUGGUGCCCUGGGUUACCUAACAGGUGCUAUGGACUGGGGGCAUUCUGUACUAGGAAGAUUUUUGGGAUCGGAAUUCCAGGUGAUGUUCGUCAUUGCGGCUUUGGUUUUCCUAAUCUGUCUUACUGUACACUUGUGCAGCAUUCCUGAAGCCCCUCUCAGAGAUGACAAUACAGAAACUAAGCACUUGCUGAAAAUGGAUGAGCCCUGCAAGUAUGGUUCCAUAGACGGAGUCAAGAAUGGUUAUUUAAAUCCAGGAUAUGAUGAAAAAAAGACUUUAUCUGAGUUGGGGAAAUCCUUAGAAACACCACAUACGCAGGUUCAGACACGGAUGACAGUUAAAAGCCUCAUGAAGGCACUGGUAAGCAUGCCUUCCCACUAUCGCUGCCUGUGCGUCAGUCACCUCAUCGGAUGGACAGCUUUCCUUUCCAACAUGCUCUUCUUCACGGACUUCAUGGGUCAGAUAGUAUACCAAGGUAAUCCUUAUGCACCACAUAACUCCACAGUGUACCUUACCUAUGAAAGAGGAGUAGAGAUUGGAUGCUGGGGCAUGUGCAUCAAUGCAAUUUCUUCAUCACUCUAUUCCUACUUGCAAAAACGUCUUUUGCCUUAUAUAGGAUUAAAGGGACUUUAUUUCAUUGGAUACCUGCUUUUUGGGGUAGGCACUGGGUUUAUCGGACUGUUUCCCAAGGUAUAUUCUACUCUGGCUCUGUGCUCGCUCUUUGGAGUCAUGUCCAGCACGCUAUACACUGUCCCGUUCAACCUCAUUGCAGAAUAUCACAGGGAAGAAGAGAGUCAAAAGGAACAGAAUGGAGGAGAAGCUGAGGCCAAUGGAAGAGGGAAGGGAAUUGACUGUGCUGCUCUCACGUGCAUGGUGCAGCUGGCACAGAUUAUUGUUGGAGUGGGUCUGGGGUUCUUGGUCAGUGCUGCGGGCAGUGUAAUAGUAGUUGUGAUUUGUGCAUCUGCUGUGGCAUUAAUAGGCUGUUGCUUUGUUGCUUUUUUUGUCCGAUAUGUGGAAUAAAAGAGUAUGUAGCUGACGGAAGAAAUCUCCAUCGGAACAUUUUUGUUCUUGAUCUGUAUCCAUGUGGUGCAAUUUCUACAAUUGUAUUUUAUAGCACCCUCUUCUUUAAUUGGCUGGAAUGGUUAAAAUUCCAGGGAAUUAUUUUUCCACAGGGUGGCAGUACUUAGUAAAAUCAGUGGCCUCACUUUUCAAGCUGUAAGAUCUCUCCAUGGCUUUCCUUUCUCUGCCCCAAUUUCAUGUUCACAUGUAAGCCACUUUUAUACAUGGCAGUGUAAGGCUUUUCAUGAUUAGUGGUAAUGCCCAUUAUGAGCCAAACUGGAGAAGAUAAGAGAUUAAAUGUGUGUCAAAAAGUAUGUACCCAGUAAGGAUGAAAGUGGGGGUUACUGAUCCCAAACUCUAAGGAUGUACUUUUAAGAUGGAGGGGAGGAGGGCAUUAACUUGGAAUUAUAGUCCCGGGGAGGUGUCAAGGAGUCACACCAGUGCUUAAUUUGUGCCAGGGCUGAGUCCCAGCACUUCUAGGGUUGGCAGUUCAUAGCCCUGGCACCUCUGGACUUAUUGCAUCAGUUAUGAAAGUAAAAAAAAAAAAAUUGCUUGAGCCUCCAGCACCUCCAUUACAGAUUAAGCACUGGUUACAGCCGUGUCAUUCCAUUAUUGCCAAAUGAGACAGGUGUUCUGGGUAGAUGAGGAGCAGGCAUGGUGUGGAAAUGGGAGAUCUUGGCGUAGAAAAGAUUGAAAAGGUAUAUCCUACUGCUGGGCAGCUUUAUGCUGUAAAUUGUGCUUUAUAUAAAUGUGAAACAAAAACAUAAACCAAGAUUUUCAAACCUGAGUGCCUAGAUAUGGGCUCUUACAUCCGUAUUUAGGCUCCUAAAUGGGGAGUCAGUGGAAAGCUGCUAGGAACAGAGCACCUUUGAAAAUCUAAUUAUGUGUUUACAUGCCUAAAAUUAGGCACCCAUAUUUUAAAAAUCUUGGCCAAAAAUUCUAAAUUUGUGAGCCACCUACAGUGUUCAAACUGAGUGAUAUAGUAUGUAUCUUAACAAUGAAUUCAGAACUGUUUGCGCUCUUUUUCUGCACAUAAGGGUCUAACUUAAUUACAUUCUUGUUUUGCUGCUUUCAGAAUAUUAUUGUGACUUAAUUCAAUUCCACAAAGCAUUACUAUGAAUUAUUCAAUGUAUACACCUCAAACCAGUCUGUUAAAUCCUGUAGGCAAACUAGUAUAGUUGUAGAAUAGUGAUAGAAAUAGUGAUAGUAUAGUUGUAUUGAGUACAGAUUAAAGUGUACAUUUUAUUUUUCAUUAAAACACCAGAAUUUGUUACACUUUAAGCUUUUCCUGAAUCAUUCCUUCUAUAUUCAAGAAAGUUUCAAAUUGGACCAAUAAAGGGUUAAGAGUAAAGAUAUCUGAAUGAGCUUUAGAAAAUUGAUUUUGCAUUCCCUAGUAAUUGGAGUCAAUGGGAAUAUGGGGUACUUAGGAGACACCAGACCUGACCUGUUAUUAAGAUGUAUUCCUGGCUAAAAUACAUCCAAAAAGAGCAUUGAGUUGCUUGCUUCCAAAAUUUUGAUUUUAAAGUGAAGUAUCUUCAUUGGUGAUGUGUGUCUUCUUCUCUGGUGGCGUUCCUAUCCAUGCCCCAGGGUAAGUGCUCAGCCACCUUAAGCCCUCCGUCAAUACAAUAUUUUGAUGAAAUCCCACAGGGAGGGAUUGUUGCCACAUUUGUUUCUAAAAAGUAAUGUAUGGCUCUUAUUAGCACCAUUAAUUCCAAUUUGUUAUUGACUUUCAGCACAGCAAAGUACCCUUAAGCAAUAUGACAUCAUAGCCCUAUGAAUGUUGCUCAGUUUUUGAUCUGAGGGCUUGUGUGCAUUUGUAUUGACAUGCCACUCAGAUGCAUUCGCUUAUGUUUUUCAGUUCUUCCAAACACUUCCCACUGUGACUGGUUUAAUCAUUGAAGGCCUCUUGGGCUGCAUCUCAGGGACAGCAAAGCCCUGAAAGGCUAACUGAUGAUGGAUCCCAGCUGGGCAGGGGCAGCAGCAGGGGCAAGCUGUGCUUGUAGAAAGCCAGCAAGCUGAGAGCAGAAGAGGGCUGCAGGGAAAGUAGCAUUCAGUCUCUCCCUGGGAAAAAGGGUAUGUGUCUGGAGCUACACAGCCUGGCAAGAUGUCGAAGAAAGGAGUUGUCUACAACUAUUCCUUGGGAGGAGAGAGUUUGGACUGAUAAACCCAGAAGAGGGAGCUGAAGAUAAGAGCAGGGAAGUAGGAAUGAGUCUAGGGAAAUAGCAGCAGGAUUUGGAAGCAAGCAGCCUGGAGUUACUUGACAGAGGGUCCCUGAACUGGAAUGUGGAAUAGGAGAUAAGCCUGGUUUCCCUGCCAGCCAUCAAGAAAGUAGUGUAGGACCAGGACUUUGAGCAGAAGAUUGUCUAGAAUGGCAUCAGAGAAACUGAGCCAAUGGGACUUUGAUACCCCGGAAAGGAAAAACUAUAAAGGGAGCUAGUCAGAGGAUUGUCAUGUGAAGUGAGAGCUGCAACUCCUGGAGAACAAGGGGGCAAGGAGAUGCCAUGUGAACUAUCAGAUCCAAGUGGAGUUAAUCCUCAAAUCUAGCCACAAGGAGGUGCCCAACAAUAAGUGAAUCCUGUGAAGUCAUUUAUCACAAGUCCCUUGGAGGUCAAUUAACAAAGGCGUUUCCUUGCUGACAUUUGGGACUUCUGUGAAUUAUUAUACUGGGGAAUUCCAUUCUAACUCCUUGGGCAUUUACUUCCCCUCCAUGUUGUUCUCAUCCCUCCAGACAGCCUAGCGUAUGACAAACUCUACCAUUGCAUGGCUGCAAUUAACCGCCCCGCCCCUUAUUAUCUCAGCCGUUUGGAAUCAGUGGAAUCAGGCUGAAGGUUCUGCAGCAUGAUCCCCUCUCCCACCUGAUUUUGCUGAAGCCCCUUUAUGAAUGCUGUGUUGCAUCGGAGUGCCCAUAGCCAGUGGUGGGACAGAAACUAUAAAACAUCCUUUACUUCUUUAAGGGUACGUCUAGACUACAGGCUUUUAUCGA